AGUUUGUUCUGCAACUGCAAAUCGAGCAUGCAUAAGCCGCUCUAAAUCAAGUGCGCAUGCGCGAGACGACGUAAGUGACGCUUGACGUCUCAAGAAAUCUCUUGCAUCUCCUACAUCCAGAUCACAGUGACAAAUCGACUAUCCAAAUUCAUAUGGAGUGACAGUCAUGGGCCACUCCGAAGAAUAGACCAGUUAUCACCUGUGUAGAAGAGGAACUCGCUCAUACCUGUGGAGAGUCUUUCUUAGUUUUCCAAAAUGGCUGAAGAGGACUAUGCCACCUUUGUGGACUCAAACCAGAUGGGUGAUCUGGCAAAGAGCAGUGGGCCCACCAAGGUGGACUGCAAGGACCUGAGAGAGUUCAAGCAGAUGGCUCGUCAGGGUUACUGGGCAAAGAAUCACAAACUUCGGGCGCAAGUGUACCAACAGUUGAUUAAAACCAUCCCCUGUCGCACUGUGACACCAGAUGCCGAAGUCUAUCGAGACCUCAUGGGAAGUGCGGCCACUAAGAAACCAUCAACCAACAUCCCUCUGCCAGACUUUGUGGAUGGGAACCCCGUGCCUCACUACUGCCUAAAGUCUGAUGCAGUUGCCUCCGCCCACCGCAUAAUCAACUGCUUGGCUGGUCAGUUUCCCGACAUUUCUCACUGCCCGUCCCUCCCAGCCAUCACUUCUUUGCUCCUGCACUUUAGCGCCGACGAAGCUCAGUGUUUUGAGCACGUGAGCCGCAUACUUGCUUGCAACGAACCAGGAAAACGGCUCUUGGACCAGACCUUCCUGGCCUAUGAGUCGGGCUGCAUGACUUUCGGGGACUUGGCCAUCAAGUACUGCGCCCCAGCUCAUAAACUGAUCGUGGCCACAGCUCAAGAUGUUCUGGAAGUCUAUUCGGACUGGCAGCGGUGGGUUCUGGGUGACUUGCCCUUCAGCCAUAUUGUCCGUGUCCUGGAUGUCUACCUUGUGGAGGGCUACAAAAUUCUGUACCGUGUGGCAAUAGCCUUACUCAAGUUCUUCCGUAAGCACAAAGCGGGAGCCGGGGCAGGUCAGGCUGUCCAGCAGCAGGAUUCCGCCAAAGUCAGGUCAGAAAUUCAGGCUUUCGUCAAAGGAAUUGCUUCAGUAGUCACACCUGAUAAGUUGUUGGAGAAGGCCUUCUCCAUCCGCCUGUUAAGCCGCAAGGAGAUCACUCUGUUGCAGCUCACCAAUGAGAAGUCCUUGCAACAAAAAGGCAUCACUGUCAAGCAGAAGAGAAGGAACGUUCAGCUGGCACUUAACCCAGACACCUUCUCUUCGGAGAUUGUCAGUGCUAAGGAGAUGCGAGACAUCUGGUCGUGGAUCCCAGAGCGUUUUGCCUUGUGCCAACCGCAGCUCCUCUUCACCACCUCCACACAUGGCUGCAGCCUUAACAGAUUCUACGAGCAUUGUGAAGGCUACGAACCCACGCUGCUCCUAAUCCGAACCACAGAUGGAGAUGUAUGUGGAGCCUUCCUGUCUACUGACUGGGAAGAACGCAAGAGGGGAGGCAACAAGCUAAGCUUCUUUGGCACAGGAGAGUGCUUUGUUUUCAGGCUGAAGCCGGAGAUGGAACGCUAUGAGUGGGUGGUGAUCCGCCACCCCGAAUUAGCUUCCGCCGUCAAGAGUCAGGGUCACGACGACAGCGAGACCUCCGAGGGCCAAAACUCUGACAGCAAUAGUUUGCCGCAGCCAGAGAAAGCGGCUGGCGAGCUGUCCCCCUUCCUCUCUGCCCGUCACUUCAACCUCAAUUCAAGGAACACUUCCAUGUUCAUGGCUGGGAACUUUGACUCCAUCAUUGUAGGUGGCGGUGAAGGCAAUGCGCUGUACAUCGACUCGGAGCUCAACCACGGGCGCACGGGCUGCUGCACAACAUUCGACAACCCGCCACUGUGCGCUGAAAGCUUCCAAGUGGCGCUGCUCGAGUCCUGGGGCUUUCAAGAUGCCAUGGCCACAUAAUUCUGUAUUUUAUACAAAAGCAUGAAGCACAUACACCACUCACAAAAUGUUUAGGAUAUUCGGUUUGCGAAGGGAAGUUUCAGGAUGAAGCUAAAACGCACUGUAACCUUUACAGGUGAACUUAGUUGACUAAACUAAUGAACAUACGUCCAAUUGUUGCUUUUUCAAUAAAUUUCGUACAUCUUGCUAAAUGUCAAAAUUCACAAAAGGUGUUGGUCCAAAACUAUGUUCAAUUAAAAUUGAUAUUUCACUAUUGAGAUGGGAAGUGUCCCCCCGAUUUUAGCGUUAUGACCUGGAAAAGUCACGAAAUUUCAAGUUUUGGGUGAAAAUAUGUAACUGAACCCAUCCUUUCAUAUCAUCCAUGUUUGUAUUUAAUAACCUCUUUUCAUCAUGUAGAAAAAUGUACAUUUUUCAGUUCUAUGUUUAUUUGAUUGUAUGAAAGUGUUCAUAAUUAAAAAUGUAAUUUUACAUAUCUUGUAAACUGGUGGACUGAUGCAGGCUGAGUGGGAGGAAUUCAAUUUGUUAAUCGAAAUGUAAAUGUGGUUUUAUAUGUAGCUGUUUAUCCCUAGAAUGCCAAAUUCACAAAAAAAGUGCAGUCCUCAAAAACAUAUCAGUGACCAGAUUUGGUCAUGAUAGUGUGGUUUUCUCUGAAGUAUGUGCAGCUAUGCAGUGUUUUAAUGUUGGUUAAGUAGGAUUCAUGUGUAUUAAUAAUAAGUGGAUUUGUUCAGCCUGGUGAAGUUUGGGUCAUGUGGGAGCUCUAACUGAAUUAAUGUGAUUUUUGCUUGUGUCUGAUUUUUUUUUCCAGUGUUGCCAUUUUGCACUGUUGACAUGCCAAAGCUGCCAAAUGAGUGGUAGCUAAACAAGCCAUUUUAUUUGUCAAUGUGAGAAAUGUUUAUUUGGUUUAAAGCUGUUGUGACUGUCUUGUGCUUACCAUUUGGGGUUUCCGUCCUUUAGUAAUAGUAACAAAAGUCCAUAAUUCUGUAGUGUUGCCGCUCUUAUACAAACUUUUGAUAUUUGGAUUGAUGUCUUAUGAAUUCACAGGUGUAAUACAUGUGAUAAUACAGUAUUAUGAUUUAAUCGCCUGUCUUCAUUUGUCCGUUUUUUCUCAACCCACUUAAGCAUGCCAGAUGCCUUACUAUGUCAUCUAACCUUGAAUCUAACCCUCUAAUCUCAUUUUGUGGUUUUUAC
Molecule: messenger RNA, 3150 nt
Organism: Corythoichthys intestinalis (scribbled pipefish)
Lineage: Eukaryota; Metazoa; Chordata; Actinopteri; Syngnathiformes; Syngnathidae
Gene: tbc1d24
Product: TBC1 domain family, member 24
Exons: 8
Coding region: 256-1962 (568 amino acids)
Biological process (GO): response to oxidative stress
Cellular component (GO): nucleus
Source: RefSeq, a predicted model, not a curated record